AUGGAAACCGCAGCUAUCAGUGCAGUUUUUCUGGUCUCUGUAGCUGCAAAUACAGGAGCUGCAGUCCUGGUAACCUGUGGACGCAGGCUGCUUGCCAAUAAGACCAUCCUGACGCUCAACUUGUUCGUGGCUGAUCUGCUGUUCGUCAGCAUGAUCCCGCUGAUUGUGACAGUGCGUUGGACCGUGUCCUGGGAGCUGGGGUAUGCAGCCUGCCACACAUUGCUCUAUGUCAUCUGUAUGAGUGGCUGUGUCACCAUCACAACCUUGGCCACGAUCAGUGUGGAGAGAGUCCAGGCUAUUCUCUGGCUGCAGACUGUGCCAAGUCUGGCUCCCAGGAUGGUGACUGUGACCCUCGUCUUCAUCUGGGCUUUCUCUGCACUCACCUCCCUCCCCCUCAGUCUGUUCUUCACUGUGAUGGAAGUGGAUUUCCCAAAGCUGGAACACGGUCACAUCUGUACUCUCAAGUGGCCUGACCCAGCAGGGGAGAUUGUGUGGAACGUAGUCUUCACUGCCCUGAGCUUCCUUUUCCCAGGACUCAUCAUUCUGGUUAGUUACAGCAAAAUAUUGCAGCACCCCAAUGGAGACUCUCCUCACUACUACAUCUCCCGCCAGGAUAUGAAGCUGUUCCGUACUAUGCUGGUCUUGAUGCUUUCCUUCUUAGUCAUGUGGAGCCCUAUUUUCAUUAUCUUCUUCGUCAUACUGGCCCACAACAUACAGGGUCACAUAUAUGUCUCUUCCACCAUGUUCUUCUGGGUGGUGACGUUCACUCUGGCAAAUUCAGCGCUCAAUCCCAUCCUCUAAUCGGUCUGCCAGUUCAAGAACAGCUGGUGCAAACGCUGCUGUGGCUCAGUUGUGUUUCCAGUGAGAAAAAGACCCACCAGUGGGUGA
Messenger RNA from Pundamilia nyererei, 888 nucleotides. RefSeq names its product free fatty acid receptor 4. Gene Ontology annotation, cellular component: plasma membrane. The transcript has 3 exons. Gene Ontology annotation, biological process: G protein-coupled receptor signaling pathway; hormone secretion; cellular response to hormone stimulus. Gene Ontology annotation, molecular function: G protein-coupled receptor activity; fatty acid binding; taste receptor activity. NCBI's taxonomy places the organism in Eukaryota, Metazoa, Chordata, Actinopteri, Cichliformes, Cichlidae. The record is from RefSeq and is a predicted model, not a curated record.